Cucumis sativus (cucumber) is the source of this 3431-nucleotide messenger RNA. RefSeq names its product internal alternative NAD(P)H-ubiquinone oxidoreductase A2, mitochondrial. The record is from RefSeq and is a predicted model, not a curated record. The transcript is spliced from 8 exons. Bases 1200 to 2831 code for a protein of 543 amino acids. Gene Ontology annotation, molecular function: NADH dehydrogenase activity. NCBI's taxonomy places the organism in Eukaryota, Viridiplantae, Streptophyta, Magnoliopsida, Cucurbitales, Cucurbitaceae.
UCUUCUUCCUACAUUUCCUCCUUUUCUGAUUAUUUUAUUUGCAUUUUACUGACUAACCCAUCAUUUUCAUUUUCAUUUUCACACAUUGUCUUGUUCUUCCAUGCUUUACAAGUUACAUAUAUUUUGCCCUUGAUUUCAUUAUGGAAAUGUGUUUGUAUGAAAGGGUUACGUGGUAACUCCUUUUGUAGAUCUGUUGGGAAGUGGCUGCAUGUGUUUGUUAUAAUGCUCAAUUUUCAAGGGUUGUUAUUGCUGCCCAUGAGUUUCUUUUGUGCCUUACAAAUUUGUAGAGAGUAAAUCAAUUAAGAAAUGAUAUUACAGGAGCUUGAAUAUUGGAUCUUAGAUGGGAUGCCGUCAUUUUAAUUCUGUAAAUGGUUGAAAUCUAUGGUUUCAAUGGUUUUGAAGAUGCUUCCAUUGUCUAUAUAGAUUUCAUUGGAUGCAUAUAUGUUUCAUUAUUGGCGUGGGGAUAGCAUGGUUUUAAGAACUUUUCCCAUUUUUUCUAGAUGUGUUGUAUUAUUAAUAGAUAAGUAAUGCUCUUUAGUUGGUUGCAGUCUAUUGCGCGCGCUGAAUAAAAUAGUUUAAUUCUUCAAUAUUUUUUACGUACAUAUCAUUAUUGUAAUCCUAAGGCCUAAGAUGAAAGAUUCAGUAUCAAUGCUCUAACACGUAGUGACAAUAAAAAAUAAGGACUAAAUUAUUAUAGAAUGUUACAAACAAGACAUGUCUUUAUCGUUCAAAAUCAGUUUUGUUAACGAAAUUAAAUAUUAAAUUCAUUUUGAAUGAUUGGAUUUAAGUAUACUGUACAAAAGUAUUUUAAAAUUACUCCCGAACCUACCUAGAAGAACAACGACAAAGCUGAAUGGGUCUUCUACGGAUGGUAGUUACAAUUGUUGGGUUUUCUGUUUCCCAAAGGAAAAGUAAAUGUUAGGAGUUCGUUACUGAUGAGGCUUUGAAUGAUGGGAGUUUUUGUUGUCUUUUUAAUUCCUUGGUUAAUUGGACAUGUAAGAGACUGCCAUUAGUAUCUGCCACCAUUUGAUGACUUGAGCAAAGUUGUCUUUUGUUUUCUUGUCAUGUCGUGGUGAAAUCUAGUUUUUAGUCUCAUGAUAUUUUUGCUCAUUCUUAUAUUUUCAGUUGCAGCAGACUAGGAUUACUGAAUUUGGCAUCCAAUAGAACGGGAAAAGGCAUUAUCAAAUCUUGUUGUCAAGAUGGUUUUAUCAAGGAUUGCCAGGAAUGGACUGAGAAGAUCAGGUAGCGCAUUCAAUAAGCAUUCACACCAGAAGGAUUCAUAUUCCCAAGGAGCAUCAACAUAUAGAAGCUUCAACAAUACCACUACAAAUGGCUUUUUCUUGAACCUUCCUCACAUUGAAAGAGUGAAUCACGUGAGUUUUUGGAGCAGGGGAAUAAGUAUAACGCCACAGCGCCAAUUCCCAUCAGCUGAAAGACUUGUAGAAGAAUCUGAUUUAGAGAGUGAUGAGCCAUCUUUUGGGCCUGGACUUGAAGCAACCAAGCCAGGGGAAAAGCCAAGGGUGGUUGUCCUUGGCACUGGCUGGGCUGCAUGUCGUUUCCUAAAGGGAAUUGAUACAAAGGUUUAUGAUGUUGUCUGCAUAUCACCUAGAAAUCACAUGGUCUUUACUCCUCUUCUGGCCUCAACUUGUGUUGGAACCUUGGAAUUUCGCUCUGUAGCUGAGCCUGUCAGUAGAAUACAAACUGCCUUAGCAAAGGAUCCCAAUUCAUACUUUUAUCUGGCUUCUUGCACCGGUGUUGAUACAGAUAAACACGAGGUGUUCUGUGAGACUGUUAACUAUGGUGAACUCCCUCACGAGACUUACCAAUUUAGAGUUGCUUAUGACAAGCUUGUGAUUGCUGUUGGAUCUGAGCCCUUGACUUUUGGUGUCAAGGGAGUCAAAGAACACGCCUUUUUCCUCCGUGAAGUAAAUCAUGCUCAAGAAAUUAGGAAAAAGCUUCUUUUAAAUCUAAUGCUCUCUGAAAAUCCAGGUCUAUCAGAAGAAGAAAAGAAACGCCUUCUCCACUGCGUGGUGAUUGGAGGCGGACCGACAGGCGUUGAGUUUAGCGGCGAAUUGAGCGAUUUCAUCAUAAGGGAUGUUCAAGAUCGCUAUGCUCACAUUAAAGACGACAUUAAAGUUACACUGAUUGAGGCAAAUGAGAUUCUGUCCUCCUUUGACUUCGGGCUGCGAACCUAUGCAGCAAAGCACCUGACCAAGUGUGGCGUUCGGCUGAUGCGAGGUGUUGUGAAGGAAGUGCUUGCCGAUAAGAUAAUUCUGAGUGAUGGUACUGAUGUUCCGUAUGGCCUCUUGGUCUGGUCUACAGGCGUUGGCCCCUCUGAAUUUGUUAAAUCACUCCAUCUUCCAAAGGCCCCUGGUGGAAGGAUUGGUGUGGAUGGAUGGAUGCGAGUUCCUUCUGUGGAAGAUGUUUUUGCACUUGGGGAUUGUGCCGGUUUUCUUGAACAAACAGGAAAACCAGUUCUUCCUGCUCUAGCUCAGGUUGCAGAGAGGGAAGGGAAGUAUCUUGUAGAACUGUUCAAUAGAAUUGGAAAAGAGAAUGGAGGCAAGGCUUUGAGUGCAAAAGACAUUCCUUUAGGUGACCCUUUUGUGUAUAAACAUCUGGGAAGCAUGGCAUCAGUUGGUCGUUACAAGGCUCUUGUCGAUCUACGCCAGUCCAAGGAUGCAAAAGGCAUAUCACUAGCAGGGUUCUUGAGUUGGCUCAUAUGGCGAUCUGCAUAUCUGACUCGUGUAAUCAGCUGGAGAAACAGGUUUUAUGUGGCUGUCAACUGGGCUACCACUCUUGUUUUCGGCAGAGACAACUCCCGGAUCGGUUAAACUUCACCAAUAACCACGAAAUUUUUUGAGUUUUUCGUCUUUUUUCUGUUGCUCAUUUCUUAGAAUUAUACAGAUUUGAUUCUUUCAUUUUUGGUGUUUCUCCCCCAAUUCAUAGAGAAAAGUUUUAGGAUAGAGAAAAGUUGAAGAAUCACAAGGAAUAGUUGAAAAGCUAUAAAUUGACAUUGAUAUCACUACAAAUUUACAACCUUAAUCUCUUCAACCUCAAAAUUACAUAGAAGCUACAUAUGUUUGUAUCUAUCUAGAUGUACAAUGUUGUCGUUGAGUACUGUGACUGUAAGAGAAGAUAGAAGUGACAGUUUGAGCCAACCCCACCAUGAUUCCCAUCUUCACUUGCCCUCUCUUUGGGAUCAAACGCCCAGAAAUUCUCCUUCCCAUUCUCUGACCGUUGAUGUUGUUCAUCAUCUUAGCUUCUUCACCCAUCUUCCAGAGGUAUCAGUUUAGGAGCAAGCAAAAGGAAAAAUUGUUGUUAGUGCAGAAGUUUUGGUUGCUUUGAAAGGCUAGAUGAGGUGGACUUAAAUAGAGAUCCAAACUCAAAAUUUAAAGUUUAAUAAUUUAUUUGAAGAUAAGCACUUGCUUUAA